Molecule: messenger RNA, 1263 nt
Organism: Endocarpon pusillum Z07020
Lineage: Eukaryota; Fungi; Ascomycota; Eurotiomycetes; Verrucariales; Verrucariaceae
Exons: 1
Coding region: 1-1263 (420 amino acids)
Biological process (GO): transcription by RNA polymerase II
Cellular component (GO): nucleus
Source: RefSeq, a predicted model, not a curated record
AUGUCAUUGCGAGGACAGAGGUUUGAGCUCGACCUUGGUGCUGAAGAGUUCACCCCCAAGCCGUUGAGCGCACAUGCAGCCGAGGUCGCCUCAGAUUUCUCAGAUUUCAGCUUGGUAGGAGAAAUCAAGGAACGUACCCCGGCAGCUGCGCCAACUGCUCCCAAGCCCCGGGAUUCUAAUACUGGCUUCCCAGCGCACAAGAAGAGAUCAACCAUAUCAGCCUUCAAACAGCAGCGAGGCUCUCAAAAUGUGCAGUCCAAUAGACCAGGAAGGUUGCAGAAUCCGCCUUCGGACAGAGCGAUAGCGCAUCAUAUCAGCAAGAAAUAUGGCUACAGUAUUGAUGCAAAGGAGAGGCAGGAGAUCAAUGAAGAGAACAAGCAGCGCAUAGCAGAAAUGUCACCAGAGGACAUUGAGGAAGCCAGAGCGGAACUGAUGUCCAGCCUCAAUCCGGCGCUCAUCGAUCGACUACUCAAGCGAGCCAACAUCGACGAGAAAUGCGAAGAGCAGAAUCACUGUACUCUACACACGAUGGACAGCGAAUCGCCUCCCACCUCCAAAAGCCUGGAACCAGAAACGCCAAACCAACCCCAACCGCCAGAUCCCCCUUCCCAAUCCGACCACCACCUCGUCCCGCCAAUCCACUUCCCACAACCCCCAAUCGACCCCGCAACCUUCACCCCGCUCGACCCAUCCUCUCCAUCCUUCCUCGAAGACCUGAAAACCCAUUAUUUCCCCUCUACACCCCACGACCCCUCUUCGAUGGCCUGGCUGACCGACCCCUCCGCAGAAGAAAACCAAGAAUCCCCCUACAACCCGGACAGAGACAACUACCAGAUCUCCCAGCUCCGAUUCUCCUUCACCGGCGCGCUGAUCCCUCCCACCGAGUCCCUCAACAUACCCGUCGACCAAGGUCUGCAUCACCACGGCCUCGCCCCUGCCAGCGCAGGCUACACCGUCCCCGAGCUAGCCAUCCUGGCGAGGUCGACGAUGCCGAGCCAACGAUGCGUGGCAUAUCAGAUCCUGGGAAGGAUGAUGUAUCGGCUGGGUCGGGGACAAUUUGGGGUCAAGGGCGGUGAGCUGUAUGAAGGGUUGUGGGGCGUCGUUGAGAAGGAGAGGGUGGUGGAGAUGAUGAUGGCCGAGGCGAACAGGAGUGCGGGUCACGCCAGCGCGAAGGCUUAUGCCGUCGAAACGCUGUGGCUCUGGCGGAAAGGUUGUGGUGGGGAGAGGGGUUUGUUGAAGGAGGCUGGAACAAGAGCGAAAUGA